Messenger RNA from Dioszegia hungarica, 2673 nucleotides. RefSeq lists its product as uncharacterized. The transcript has 4 exons. Lineage: Eukaryota; Fungi; Basidiomycota; Tremellomycetes; Tremellales; Bulleribasidiaceae. Bases 1 to 2673 code for a protein of 890 amino acids. The record is from RefSeq and is a predicted model, not a curated record.
AUGCUUCUCGGCUUGGCACAAGAGGCCAUAGCGGCUCGGGCACGACGGGAAGCAGAGUCCGAGAGCGGAUGGGAUGCCCCUCCCCCUCAGGCGCCAGUACGAAAGACAGCACGGAACUCGCAGAAUUCUCGGUACGAUCGCGAUCUCGGCAACAUCGCGAGCUUCGAUAGAGCUCCUCCCAAGCCUUCCUUCGCUAUGCGAAGCGAAACAUCUGCCCUUCAGGCUCCAGUGAGCAGGAACCUCGACAGCUUCCGCUAUAGGCCGGGUGGAUCUGGCGGCUGGGGUGCUGAAGGCGAGCAGAGCAUUGAGGGAAGAGAGGGAGGUGAGGGGAAUCAGGGAGAUAUCUGGCGGAAGAUCAAAGUUCCAGUGCAAGCGAAAGCUCUUCCUUCCGACCUCGAGAAUAUCCUCUACCCCAAGCCAACAGCUGGACAACAGCUUCCUCCUCCUUCCAGACAGCCCUCGGCGUAUUCCGAGCAGGCACCUGCAAGAGCUCCUCCUCCGCCGCUCUAUUACCCAGGAAGCACUAUCCGACCCAUCGCUUCGCCGGGUGUAGCUGGCCAGCAUCAUCAGGGAUCAUCGACAGCGCAUCACCAGCAAGGAACCCCCUUCCAGCAACCCUCCGUCCCCUACCUCCCAAAUGGUUCCCACAGUCUUUCGCCUUCUCUCUAUCUGCCCGGACCGGAUCACCAACCAUCUCAGCAAUAUCCCGGCGGAGCGAGCAAUCUCAACAGCCACAUGCCUCCGCCGCCGCACCCUCUCGCGCAAGCCGCUUUCGCUCAACGCCGUCAUCCCUACCUUCCUCUCCCCAGCGCACAUCAGGGCCACGCUGCACCGACUCCGGUGCCUAGGACUGCGGACAGCUUCAUGGAGGACUUUCGACAACAAUUCCAUCCUGUCGCCCCUCCAUCCUAUUCUAUCCCGACAUUCGGGGGUCCCUGGCAGUAUCCCGCUCUUGCUCCCUCUCUGCCAGCGCCCCCCCUCUUCGACCCGUUAUCCCCACCGGUACCCAUGUUCGAUCCCCGCUCCGGUCAAUGGGUGCUCGUUCCUCAACCUCUCCCACCCUCUCAUCUGCUCCCAGGCGGGAUCCCAGAGGCCCACACACCGCCCGACCACAGCCUGCGCCAGUCAAAGCGCCCUCACGAGUCCUCCUCCCCAUCUUCGUCAGGCAUACCUUCCUCCCUCACCAAGGCCUUCCAGACGCUAGAGACUCCUACUCGCCCUCGUCGGGCGCCAUCACGCUCCGAUGAUCGGCAGGCAAAGACGGGAAGGGAACUUGUACAGUCCCUGGAGGAUCAGGUGGAGGUGGAAGAUUUCAGUUCGUCUGCGGAUGAGUUGAAUCUAAGAUCGGGGGACGAGGAGCUGAAUGGUAACUAUGAGAUGGCAGAUGAGCUGGGCAGACCCCUCGUCGACGGUGGUCAGCCCGUCCACUCUCCGCCCAGUCGAGCUGCCAGGAGCGUCCAGCCAAAGUCCAUCCUGAGCGCCUCCAAGCGGGACCGUCAGCAUCGCGACGACUCAUAUGAGCUCGAGAAACCUAUCGUCUACGAGAUGGGCGAUGAAGAGCACGGUGAAUCGGAGUCGUACGUCCAGCCGGCGCACCGUGGUGAGCGGAGCAACGGCGGUCACACUCGCCGACGAGAUCAUCAAGAACCGCUUCGCAAGAAGAGGCGGAGUCAGCCCCACCAUCGGUCUCCUCGUCACUCCUCCUUGGACCAGCUCGACCAGCUCUCUACUUAUGAUCCCCCCGCCCGUCAGACCCGUCGGCGUUCCCAUGAUCGGCUUCAAGACUCAAGAAUCGCCAAUGCACGUGCAAGAGAUAGGCGGCGCCCCCAUCAUACCGAUCCUCGUCAAUAUGGGACUCUUCCCCCUUAUCCACCUUCCUCAACCGAGACCGACUUCUCCUCCGGUUCUGAGACCGAACGAGACAGCUUCACCUCCCCAUCCGAUACCUCCGAGUCACCCAGCCCAGCUCCUGAGCGUCAAAUCCGGGUCACGGAGGGCGCUUGGGCAGGAUACGACGUUCCCGAUCAUCUCGUCCAGUACGAGGAUCGCGGCCGGCGGAUCCCCAUCGCUCGUAGACGAUCGCACCGGACGAAAUCGGUCCCUCUCCCAAUCGAACUGCGUCCACGGGACCAGCACGGCAAGUUCUUACCGUACGCUACUACUCGGUCGGAAAGCCCGAAUGAUUCGGGGGGAGAGGAGGAAGAGGGGGAUCAAGAGCCAGGGGAGGAGAUUGAGAAUUUCUCGUCGCCUAGUCAGGAGGAUCGGUGGGGAGGUGGACAGGGGAGACAGGGGCUUUCACCCGUCAUCGAGGAGGAUGAGGAAGAGGAGGAGGCGGUGGCGGUAGAGGCUGGCGCACAGGGGUCAGGCAGAAAGAAGACUGUCAGGUGGAAGGAUCAAGAGGGGCCAGUUCGACGUGGGGCGGAGAACAAGAAGGGGGUUGACAGGGUGCCCGCAAGCUGGAGUCGGGGCGGGACGCAGGUCGUGGACAAGGGGGUGGAGGGUAGCAAAGGCUCUGAGCAGACAGCGCCAGGAGCUACAGGCGGCGGGGCCGAUUCGGAGCAAGCGCGGAGUACCGGCGGCGGGGGCGAAGAGGGGAGAGGCGGGUACUUUGGUGAGGGGUUUUUCGAUACGGUAGGCGGCGGGGAGACGGGUUUCACAGUGUGGAGGGAUUAG